This is a messenger RNA of Xenopus laevis (African clawed frog), 5028 nucleotides long. RefSeq names its product venom factor-like. Bases 107 to 4849 code for a protein of 1580 amino acids. Lineage: Eukaryota; Metazoa; Chordata; Amphibia; Anura; Pipidae. The record is from RefSeq and is a predicted model, not a curated record. The transcript has 40 exons.
UGCCCAUUUACUGAUAGGACUGUUGACUGAAGCUUUUGACCUUUCCGGAAUUAUUUCUUAUAAAGUUGUCAACCCAGAAGAGUCUGCACAUUACCUGGUGUAGAUCAUGGGGUGCACAACUCUCUGUUUGUCAGUCUUUUUUCUCAUUGGCGGAGCGUAUGCCCAACAGCAAUGCGCACUUAUAACACCAAGUUUACUACAUGUGAAUGGCGAGGAGACCAUUGUGGUAGAUGCUCAAGGACACAACGUUCCAUUUGAUGUUGAUAUCAGUAUUCAUGACUUUCCUCGAAGGGAACUCUAUCUUGCCUCAGCCAAAGUUUCUCUGAAUAGUAACAAUGAGUUCCUUGGUACAGCCACAGUAAAGAUUGACUCUUCUUCACUCCCACCAAAAAGAAAGAAGCAGUUUGUAUAUGUCAAUGUGAAUUCCACCUCAUGCACACUAGAGAAAGUUGUGUUGCUGUCACAAAGCAGUGGCUAUAUCUUCAUUCAGACUGAUAAGAACAUCUACACCCCAGGAUCUACAGUUCUCUACCGGAUUUACAGCACAAGCUACAAUAUGCAGCCAAUCAGAAAACCUUUAAUCAUUGAUUUUGUGGACCCAGAUGGCGUCAUUGUAAAGAGAGAGAGCUUCGUAGGUUCCACAUCUGAUUUCAUCGUCAAGUCACUUCGACUUCCGCAAUUUGCAAGCCUUGGGGAAUGGACUAUCUCAGUAAAGUAUGAAGACACCCCUCAACAAAAUUACACCACCAAAUUUGAUGUGAAGGAAUACAUGCUGCCUACAGUGGAAGUCAUUAUAAAACCAGAAAGGAACUAUUUUUAUGUUGAUACUGAAACUUUCAGAGUGAAAAUUCAGGUGUGGCAUCUACAUGGGAGGCCUGCUGAGGGAUAUGCAUUUGUGCUCUUUGGAAUUAAGAAAGACAAUGUAAUGAAAGAAAUUUCAGAGUCUAAGACAAGGGUAAAGAUCAGUCAAGGUGAGGGUCAUGCAGAAAUGAAAAGGGAGCAACUUGUGAAGCAUGUUUCCAAACCUGAAGAAAUGGUCCAAUACAGAUUGUAUGUGAGGGCCACUUUUCUCUCAGAAACCGGCAGUGAUAUAGAAGAGGCUCAUUCAGAAGAUUUCCCUAUUGUGACCUCACCGUAUAGAGUUUUCCUUACCAAAACCUCCAAAUAUUUCCAGCCUGGACUUCCAUUUAAUGUUAAGGUGUCUGUAACUUAUCCAGAUGGUUCUCCUGCUCGUAAUAUCCCUGUGGUGGCUGAGCCAGGAAGAUUUGAUUGGGUAACCCAAACAGAUGGAACAACACAGAUAUUAUUGAACACAGACUCACAUAUAGAGCAAUUGCCCAUAACUGUGAGAACAAACCAGGAAGAUUUGCCAGCCCGGUACCAAUCAUCUGCAACCAUGAUUGCUAAGCCUUACCGUCCUUCUUAUGGCUCAGGGAACUAUCUUCACAUCAGCAUUUUUGGGUCUGUCAUAGAACCCGGAGAAAAUAUCCUCAUCAUUUUCAAUGUCCGAAACAGUGACCCAAUUCUUCAGAACCAAAUACAAUAUUUCACCUAUCUGAUCAUGAGCAGGGGGAGAAUUAUAAAAGUGGGCAGACAGGCACGGCAACCUGGUCAGGCUACUGUCGUCAUGACUGUGCCGGUCACUGGGGACUACAUGCCAUCUUUCCGUGUUGUGGCAUAUUACAUGGUGAUGACACCUGGAGGGCGUGACAUUGUGUCUGACUCUGUCUCGGUGGAUGUGGUAGAUACCUGCAUGGGCACGUUGGAGGUGACAGGCUACAAGUAUAAAGAUAAUAAGGUCCAAAGACCUGGUCUUCAGAUGAAGCUGAAACUCAGAGCUGAGCACAAGGCCAAAGUUGCGUUGGUGGCUGUGGAUAAAGGCGUCUUUGUGGGGAACAAGAAUCAUGCGAUCACUCAGAGUAAGGUAUGGGAUACAGUGGAGAAGGGGGAUAUUGGUUGCACUCCUGGAGGUGGCGCUGACAGUGCAGGGGUUUUCUUUGAUGCUGGGCUCACUGUACAAACAAGUGACAGAUUUACUACCCCUCAAAGAUCAGAGUGGAAGUGCAGAACUCAUGCACAACGCAGACGACGCUCUGUAGAAUAUGAUGAGGAGGAUGAUGAUCUAUAUUAUAUAGAUGAAUUUUUGACCAGAACGGAAUUUCCAGAGAGCUGGUUUUGGAAAGUGGAACAAAUGUCAGAAACGCCAGACAAAAAUGGCAUCUCAACCAAGGUCCUAAAUAUGUUUUUAAAAGAUUCAAUUACCACCUGGGAAGUUUUGGCUGUGAGUUUAUCUGAAACUAAAGGACUGUGUGUAGCUCCGCCCUAUGAGAUUAAGGUCUCAAAUGAUUUUUAUAUUGACUUGAAACUGCCGCAUUCUGUUGUAAGGAAUGAACAGGUUGAGAUACGAGCCAUUAUCUACAACCAGAACAAAGAUAAAAUGAAGGUGCAAGUGAAGCUGGUCCACAAUUCAGAAUAUUGCAGUCUGUCCACGGAUGAGAAGGAUUUCCGGCAGGUUGUUUGGGUUGAUGGCAUGUCCUCUGUGGCUGUCCCUUUUGUUAUUGUGCCACUAACUCUCGGCUGGCAUAAUAUAGAGGUGAGGGCAGCUGUCUCCAGAAGGUUUGACCAUGACAGUGUCCGUAAAAGGCUGACUGUUCUGCCUGAAGGAAGACACAUGACCCAAACUUUGACGUCUAUGACUUUGAACCCAGAGGUUGAAGGAAAAGAUGGGUUGCAGGAAAUAAAGAUUGAAGUACCGAACCAGAACAACAUCAUUCCCUACACAGAUACUGAUAUCAGAAUCAUUGUACAAGGAAUCUUAGACGAUCAUACGCGUGAAGGUUCCAUCGAUGGUGCCACUCUCAGCCAUUUGAUUGUGGUGCCGGCUGGCUCUGUAGAGCAGAACAUAGCGACAAUGACAUCUAAUGUAAUUGCUGCCCACUACCUGGAUGCCACCAACCAAUGGGAGCGAGUUGGGCUGCAACGCAGAGAAGAAACCAUCAAGAACAUUGAACAAGGUUAUGUUCAACAACUUUCUUAUCGUAAAGUUGACAAAUCCUUUGCGCCUCCAUCAGCCAGUGUAUGGCUCAAUGGUUAUAUUAUAAAAGGGUUUUCCAUGGCUACGGAUUUAAUAACCAUUAACCACCACGUACUCUGUGGUGCAAUCAAGUGGCUUAUAUUGGUGGAACAGCUGCCCAACGGGCAGUUCCAGGAAAAUGCUCCUGUUGUCCUUACAGAGAUGAUGGGAGGAAUCAAACUGGGAGAAGCAGAGGCAGAUGCAGCCCUCACAGCCUUCGUACUAAUUGCUAUGCUUGAAAGUGAGAGAACUUGCCUUCCUGUGGUCAACAGCUUGCUUAUUAGUUCCUACAAAGCUACAGACUUCCUGAUGAAUCAAUACUCUGCCCUACGCAAACCAUAUUCCAUUGCAAUAACUUCCUAUGCACUUGUACUGGCGGGGAAGCUCCAGGACACAACUAAAUUAAUGUCUGCUGCCACAGAUGUGAGCCGUUGGGUGGAAUCAGACUCACCUUUAACCUCUGUGGAGGCCACAUCAUAUGCUCUUCUAGCCCUCCUUAAAAUGAAGAAAUACCAGCCAGCCCAUGAUAUUGUCCGUUGGCUCAAGGGACAGAAAUAUAAGGGAGAAAAUUUCAGAGCCACUCAGGCCACCAUGAUAAUGUUCCAAGCUCUGGCUCAGUAUCACACAGACACCCAACAUCUCAAUGAGCUUGACAUGGAUGUCACCAUUGACUUUUUAGACAAGAGACCGCUCAUAACGUAUAGGCUCAACCCCUCCAAUGCUAUGGUGUCUCGUGUCCAUGAAACACGCACAGACAAAGACUUUGUAGUAAAAGCUACAGGCAAGGGAAAGUGUACGUUAAAGGUGGUAUAUAUAUAUUACGCUUUUGUAUCGGAGAAUGAGAGGUCAAGCAGUGACUUCGACAUGUCUGUGAAUGUAAAGGAAGAGAAACUGAUUCAGCACCCUGAAGGUGCCAAGGCUACAAUUUCUGUUGAAGUCUGUGCCAGGUAUCUCAGAAAUGGUGAUGUCACCAUGCCCAUUGUUGACGUAUCCUUGAUGACUGGUUUCUUCCCAGAUGUUGAUUCGCUUGAGAAACUAAUGCAAGGGGUGGACAAGUACAUCUCUAAGUAUGAAAUCAACAAAGGAGCCAAGGAAAAAACAAACCUUAUCAUUAUCUUAGACAAAAUCUCACACACAAAACAAGCAUGUUUCAAAUUUUAUGCUCACCAGUUCUUCAGAGUGGGUCUCAUCCAGCCAGCCUCUGUAACAGUGUACGAUUCUAACUCUCCAGCAAACCACAGUACUAAAUUCUACCAUAUGAAUAAGGGCAGUGACUUGUUGACCACAAUUUGCCAAGGACAUGUAUGCCGUUGUGCAGUUGAGAACUGUUUCAAGCAGCAACAAAAUAAGCAUGAAAUAACAUCUUAUUUCCGAGUGUAUAAGGCUUGUGACAAAAGAGUGGAUUAUGUGUACAAGGCUUCUCUCGUGGACAUACAGCAUGGUGAGAAGGCUGACUAUUACAAAAUGACAAUUAAAAAGGUUAUGAAGGAAGGGGGUGAUGAAGCUCCUCUGGGUGAGACACGGACCUUUAUCAGUCCCAUCGUAUGUCAGAAAGCUUUAGAUCUAAAGACUGCCCAAGAUUACCUGAUCUUUGGUCCAACUAGUGACUUUUGGCACACACCAUCUAGGACUAGAUAUUCCUACACCAUCGGGAAGGACACAUGGAUUGAGUGGUGGCCCAAUGAGAAGGAGUGUGAGCAAGAAGAGAACAAGGAUCUCUGUGAUGACUUUGACAUCCUUUCUCAUACCCUGGAGAUAUAUGGUUGCAACAACUGAAGGACCUGCUUUGGGCGCCUGACAGAAGCUUCCUAUUUCCUAAAUCAUACAAGCCAUCAUCAAAUAAUUUUGGCUCUUUUUAGUUCAUCCUAAAAUAUGGAUAUUGUAUAAUCUGGGUGCUAAUAAUUGUCUGUUAGAAAACUGUUACCGGACAUAAUAAAUGUGAUCUUUUACUUGUA